Molecule: messenger RNA, 3231 nt
Organism: Colossoma macropomum (tambaqui)
Lineage: Eukaryota; Metazoa; Chordata; Actinopteri; Characiformes; Serrasalmidae
Gene: copb2
Product: COPI coat complex subunit beta 2
Exons: 22
Coding region: 55-2883 (942 amino acids)
Biological process (GO): intra-Golgi vesicle-mediated transport; endoplasmic reticulum to Golgi vesicle-mediated transport; intracellular protein transport
Cellular component (GO): COPI vesicle coat
Molecular function (GO): protein binding; structural molecule activity
Source: RefSeq, a predicted model, not a curated record
GACGGGCAGCAGCAGAACCGGCCAGAAGGAGCGAGAAACAGCCCUGGAAACAACAUGCCUCUCAGGCUGGACAUCAAGCGCAAGCUCACGGCUCGGUCCGACCGUGUCAAAAGUGUGGACCUUCAUCCCACCGAGCCAUGGAUGAUGGCCAGUUUGUACAAUGGCAGCGUCUGUGUCUGGAACCAUGAAACACAAACCUUGGUUAAGACGUUUGAAGUAUGUGACCUGCCAGUGAGGGCCUCGAAGUUUGUUGCCAGGAAGAACUGGGUCAUCACUGGAGCGGAUGACAUGCAGAUUCGUGUUUUCAACUACAACACACUAGAGCGGGUCCACAUGUUUGAGGCCCACUCGGAUUACAUCCGCUGCAUUGCUGUGCACCCCACCCAGCCCUACAUCCUUACCAGCAGCGAUGACAUGCUGAUUAAGCUGUGGGACUGGGAGAAGAAGUGGUCGUGCAGUCAGGUGUUUGAGGGCCACACACACUACGUCAUGCAGAUUGUCAUCAACCCAAAAGACAACAACCAGUUUGCCAGUGCUUCUCUGGACAGGACCAUCAAGGUCUGGCAGCUGGGCUCAUCGUCUCCUAACUUCACCCUGGAGGGUCAUGAGAAAGGAGUGAACUGCAUUGAUUAUUACAGUGGAGGAGAUAAGCCUUAUCUUAUUUCAGGAGCUGAUGACAGGCUUGUAAAGAUUUGGGACUACCAGAAUAAGACGUGCGUGCAGACGUUGGAGGGUCAUGCCCAGAACGUGUCUUGUGUGAGCUUCCACCCAGAGCUGCCGAUCAUCGUCACAGGAUCUGAAGACGGCACAGUGCGUAUCUGGCAUUCCAGCACCUACCGCUUGGAGAGCACACUGAACUACGGCAUGGAGCGGGUGUGGUGUGUGUGUGGCCUGCGUGGCUCCAACAACGUGGCACUUGGUUACGAUGAGGGUAGCAUCAUAAUCAAGCUUGGACGUGAGGAGCCAGCCAUGUCUAUGGACACCAAUGGAAAGAUUAUCUGGGCUAAGCACUCUGAGGUCCAGCAGGCUAACCUGAAGGCCAUGGGGGAUGCUGAAAUUAAAGAUGGAGAGAGGCUGCCACUGGCUGUAAAAGACAUGGGCAGCUGUGAGAUCUACCCACAGACUAUUCAGCACAACCCUAACGGAAGGUUUGUAGUGGUUUGUGGGGAUGGAGAGUAUAUCAUCUACACAGCCAUGGCUCUGAGGAACAAAAGCUUCGGCUCAGCCCAGGAGUUUGUCUGGGCCCACGACUCCUCUGAGUAUGCAAUCAGAGAAAGCAACAGUGUUGUGAAAAUCUUCAAGAACUUCAAGGAGAAGAAGUCUUUCAAGCCAGACUUUGGAGCUGAGGGUAUCUAUGGCGGUUUCCUGCUGGGCGUCAGGUCUGUAAACGGUUUGGCCUUCUAUGACUGGGAGAACACAGAGCUGAUUCGCCGCAUUGAGAUUCAGCCCAAACACAUCUUCUGGUCAGACUCUGGAGAGCUGGUUUGUAUCGCCACUGAGGAGUCUUUCUUCAUCCUGCGCUAUCUGGCUGACAAAGUGGCUGCAUCACAGGAGUCCAACGAGGGGGUCACAGAGGAUGGUAUUGAGGAUGCUUUUGAGGUCCAAGGGGAGAUUCAGGAAAUUGUGAAGACUGGCUUGUGGGUGGGAGACUGCUUCAUCUACACUAGCUCUGUCAACAGGCUCAACUACUUUGUAGGAGGAGAGAUCGUCACUAUUGCUCAUCUGGACAGGACCAUGUACCUGCUGGGCUACAUCCCUAAAGAUGACCGACUCUACCUGGGAGACAAAGAGCUGAAUAUUGUCAGUUACUCGCUCCUGGUGUCUGUUUUGGAGUACCAGACGGCAGUGAUGCGGCGAGACUUUGGAAUGGCUGACAAAGUGCUUCCCACCAUUCCAAAAGAGCAGAGGACCAGGGUAGCUCACUUCCUGGAGAAACAGGGUUUCAAGCAGCAAGCACUUGCUGUAUCCACUGACCCAGAGCACAGAUUUGAGCUUGCACUGCAAUUAGGAGAACUGAAGAUUGCUUACCAGUUAGCAGUAGAAGCAGAGUCUGAGCAAAAGUGGAAGCAGUUGGCUGAGUUGGCCAUCAGUAAGUGCCAGUUUGGGCUGGCCCAGGAGUGCCUCCAUCAUGCCCAGGACUAUGGUGGUUUGCUGCUGCUGGCCACCGCCUCCGGUAAUGCUACUAUGGUGAGCAAAUUGGCCGAAGGCGCCGAACGUGACGGCAAAAACAACGUGGCCUUCAUGACUUACUUCCUGCAGGGCAAGUUGGACCAUUGUCUGGAGCUCUUGAUCCGGACCAAUCGCCUGCCUGAGGCCGCUUUCUUGGCUCGCACAUAUUUACCUAGCCAAGUGUCCAGAGUGGUGAAGCUUUGGAGAGAGAGCCUGGCUAAAGUGAACCAGAAGGCAGCCGAGUCACUAGCCGACCCCACCGAGUACGAGAACCUGUUCCCUGGCCUGAAGGAGGCAUUUGUGGCCGAGCACUACCUCCGUGAGACCUGCUUGGGCAAGACCAGACCAGCCACUGACUACCCGCUGGUCACGCCUAAUGAGGAGCGGAAUAUUCUGGAGGAAGCCAGCGGUUAUGAGCCCAAAGACGUUCCCCUCACCCCUGCACAGAAGGUUGAAGACACUCAGGAGGCUGCAGAAGAAGCUGGAGUAUUGGCCUCAGUCAUGGCUGCUGUUUCAGCACCUAUCGCAGCUGCUGUAGCCAGUGUGGCUCCUACAGAGCCUGAACCUACUAAGAAGCCAGAGGUGGCCACUACAACAGCAAGCACGUUGCAAGAUAAGACUCUGGAGGAACUAGAAGACGACUUGGACAACAUGGAGCUGGACGACAUCGACACCACAGACAUCAACCUGGACGACGACUUCUUAGACGACUGAACCCCAAAUACCGAAGCAUUACGUUUUAUUUAAGAGACCAAGCCCUUUUGUAUUUGUUCAUGUCGUUUGUCAUGCAAGUCCUCCAGAACUGAAGAUGUGGAAGGGAAUGUAUAUCUAACGAGGACUGAGGUGAACAUGGCUGUCGCCAUGGAUGAAAAGAUAUGGAGAAUUUUUGUCUUGUUGAGUUCAAAUUUUGUACUUCAUGUAGGACCUUCAACUUUUUUUUUCCUUCUUUCUUUCUUUCUUUCUUUCCCCUUUCAUCAAAGUGUAUAUUUACAUUCAUGUUUUUCUGACCAUGUUAAUCCAAUCAAUCUUAAUAAAUAUCAAUUUCAACUUCUGGUUGAGUUA